Messenger RNA from Galdieria sulphuraria, 1735 nucleotides. Its product is annotated as malonyl-CoA decarboxylase. Gene Ontology annotation, cellular component: mitochondrial matrix; peroxisomal matrix. The coding region runs from base 16 to 1707 and encodes 563 amino acids. The transcript has 2 exons. NCBI's taxonomy places the organism in Eukaryota, Rhodophyta, Bangiophyceae, Galdieriales, Galdieriaceae. Gene Ontology annotation, biological process: fatty acid biosynthetic process; malonyl-CoA catabolic process; positive regulation of fatty acid oxidation. The record is from RefSeq and is a predicted model, not a curated record. Gene Ontology annotation, molecular function: malonyl-CoA decarboxylase activity.
AGAGAGAGAGAGAGAAUGAAUAGUUUAUGUAAAUUCUUAUGGCAGACUUCCCUACAAACAAGACAUUCACUUCAACUAUUUGUGACUAGUCAUAACAAGUUUUCAAGUUUCACACCACAAGAAACAAGAUCAACGCAAAAUACAAACAUAUCCAAAAAGUCUGUUGAAUCGGACUAUUCUUCGUCCCCUUUGGAUGCUGCAAAGAGUUAUGUGGAGUGCAUUGCUGCUUUGACAGAGUGGUCUCCAACAGAUUUAAAUAUCAAAACAAAUAAGAAUAGUAGCGAUUCCAAUUCUGCAGAUGAAGAAAGAAAACAAUCUCUUCUCGAUGUUCGUCGCACUACUCACAACACUUUAUGGGAAGUAUUGAAGAAACCUCCAGCACCACAAAAGAUGAAGUUAUUCUCUGUUCGACAAAUAACGCAAUCCAUCAUACAAUCUUUUGCUCAUACCUUUGUGGAUGUAUUUCCACGUUUAGAUAUAUCAAGAAAGGCAAGAAUGAUGGGUAUUUUGAUGGUUGACUUUCCAACCCAUUCCUCUAUAGUUUCCAAGUUGUAUCCUUCUUUAAAGUUGUCAUCUUCUAUGAACCUGAAUAGUCAAGAUUGGGAUGAUGACUAUGCACGAGACUUUCAAGGUUCUCUAUUUUAUUAUCCUGGAGUGGAGAAAUAUUAUGGAUGGUUCUUUUAUUGGAACUUUUUCUCUUUGCUUCUCAAUCAUCCCAAAGGACUUGAAGUUUUAUGUGAUGUGAGAUAUCUUUUGAAUAUUAUUUAUACACCAGAACAAGUGAAGCAACUGGAAUCCUAUUUCCUAGUCGAUCGUCCUUUUCAAGUAGCAACGGAUAGUAUUUCAUGGCUCGUUAGAUACAAUCAUCGAGUACUUGCGCCUUGUUUUGGUCAAAGCUUUUUGAGAGUUCAUGAAUUGAAUGCAAACUAUGCUCCAUUUCUAGUAGCCUAUUCCCGAGCACUAAAGAGACUUCAUGCAGUAGAAUCACAAGAUGAAGGAAAUCGAAGAAUACAAUAUAAAUAUCGACGAAUCUAUGCUCUCACUCAAAUAGGAUUACCCUCCAUUCCAUUGUCUUUUUGUGAAGUUGUUUUCUUACCUCAACCAGCCACCAGUCUUCAUCAAAUAGAAGAAUUGAUAAAGAACGACGAAUCCAAUCUUUCUACCAGUUAUCCAACUGUGAUUGAACAUAUUCGUUCCUUUAUGUUACCAAGAAUGAAUUUUUCAAGACUAUUAUUGAAUCGAGUGAUGCGCGAAAGAAUACCUCAAGUCACGAAACAAACGGAUAGAAUUUAUUCACUGAGUCGAUUGGGAGAUUUUGUGGAUUGGCUUUGGAGAUAUUUUAUUUUGAGAAUCGGUACUCGAGAGUUUCCAGUAUCGAUGCCUAAAGAUGUUUAUAUUCGAGUGGAAACAGUGUUGAGUAUCCUUUAUGGAGAUUUGAAUCGUCAACCAUUGAGAAUGAAAAGUGAAUUUUCACAAUGGGACUAUUCACAAUUAGAACAAGAGAAGGAGUUGUUGUUGUCACUUUGUGCAUUGUAUAUAUGUUAUGUGAAACGUUUAAAAGGACUUCCUUAUGAUGCACUUGCAACUUUUCAUUUAGGAAAUGGUGCUGAAUUAUCCGAUAUAUGUUGGAUGGGAGACAACUCACCUACUGCAAUGGCUAAAAAUCUUUGUAUGAUGGCAUUGUUUAGUUAUCAUUGUUGUGAGUGAAAAGGUCAAGACAUUAUUGGAUCGAUUG